Messenger RNA from Heterostelium album PN500, 2928 nucleotides. RefSeq names its product pleckstrin domain-containing protein (gene gxcP). Gene Ontology annotation, molecular function: monoatomic ion channel activity; guanyl-nucleotide exchange factor activity. The coding region runs from base 1 to 2928 and encodes 975 amino acids. NCBI's taxonomy places the organism in Eukaryota, Evosea, Eumycetozoa, Acytosteliales, Acytosteliaceae. The transcript has 4 exons. Gene Ontology annotation, biological process: monoatomic ion transport; transmembrane transport. Gene Ontology annotation, cellular component: membrane. The record is from RefSeq and is a predicted model, not a curated record.
AUGGAGAUGCAAACAAUCUCACUGUCAUCGUUAGACAAUAAUAACAAUAAUGUCAAUGAUGAUCAGAUGAGUAGUACAAGUAGCCAUAGAAAUCUCAGAUUCACACACUCACACUCACAACAGAGUAUGGAUAUAUCAAUGUCAGAGAUGACACCAAGAAACAACCAUGUCUCCGAUAGUAAGAUAGGUGGUAGCACUCACUCUUCGACUUCACCAAAAAAGAAACUUCACAUCAAGAGUCCACACAUCCACCUUCCUCAUAUUCAUAUGCCACAUCUACCUUCGAUGCAUGAUAUUAAAAGGACAAGAGUAUUUCGUGGUCGUGUCGAUUAUCAACGUAGAAAGAAAGUAAACUCUUUCUUAAACACAAAAUUAGUAUUAAUCAUAUUAAUGGUGGCAUCGAUAUUUAUGGUUUUCAUUGACGAUAUAUUGGUAGCUUCGGGAGCACCAAAUAACGAUGCAUCUUACACCACUGUUUCAAUCCUCAAGAUUAUUGUAUUUCUAAUAUUUUUAACCGAUUUAAUUCUGAAUAUAUUUGCACAACGACUCCACUAUGUAAUAUCAUUCUUUUUCAUUAUGGAUAUCAUAUCGAUUGUUUCGUUGGUGCCAGACAUUGUCGCAUUCAUCUUUGGCAUCUCGAGUAUCACAGCUAUCAACUCACUGUCACUGAGUAGAACGGCGCGUGUUGCUCGUAUAGCAUCACGUCUCUCUCGUAUCGGGCGUAUCAUCAAUUUCUUUUAUUUGUUCAACUCGUCCGGUGCCAAGAGAAAGGCAGAGGUGCAGGAGCGUGACGAACGUCUUCUGAACAUGCCUGUGCAGCCAUCUUCAGUUGGACGCAAGCUACUCUCAAAAACAUCGAAUACCAUCAUUGUCAUGGUACUCCUAGUGGUACUCAUCACAACACUUACCAAUCCAGUGGGCGACGACGAAGACGACCAACAAUCCAUGUUGAAUCUUGUGAUGCUGAAUGCCAAUUCCAAUGGAUUGUUCAGUUCCAGUUUCAAUAGCACCGUUGAGCAUCUCCUCCAAUCACGUAAUGACAUUCUCUUCCUGGAGAUAGAUAGCCAGACAGUCUAUAAAUCCGGUAUUGACACAACCGAUUGGUACCACGGAUACAUCCUAAAGACAACGGCUGACAGUGACAAGAGUGAACUGUGGAUAAACAAUAAGCAUAACGAACAAGUUUCAGCUGCUCUUGGUUUGACAUUGACAGUUUGUAUCAUUAUUAUCUUGUGUGUUGGAACGGUAUUUCUCUCGGGACACUUCCAAUAUAUGGUGAUUAAACCGAUUGAACGUAUGAUUUCGCUCAUUAAGAAAAUCAGUUCGAUGGAUAGACACGACAGUGACUACGAAUCCGACGACUUUUCUGACGCCCACAGCGGUGCAGAGGGAAAUACCAGUGAUGGCGAGAGUGGUGUCGACAAAUUCGAUUCAGAUUUUGACUCUAUGGAUACACUGAGCGGUUUCGACGAUGAAAUAGAAACUCAUUUCAUUGAGGAGAUGUUGUCCGACCAUCUCGGACGUAAUCUCGAGUUGGCCAAACAACAAAAGAGUGUCGUGGAUUCACAUCAGCAAUUGAAUCUGGGAAUUCAUGCUAUUGGUGCAUCGAUUGCUGCAUUCUUGCAACGUAAGCGAUUCAUCGAUGAACAUAAACAAGCAAUUCGUAGAUCGAGAAUUGUCAAGGAAUUGAUGACAACCGAACAGACCUAUGUAAACUCAUUGGGUGUAUCGAUCGAAGGUUAUCUAAUGCCACUGAGAUUAUCUAAUAUCAUCAGUGUCGAACAAUGUAACAACCUAUUCUCAAACAUUGAAGUAUUACACCAGUAUCAUAAGGAGUUCCUUGAGAAGCUAGAGUCGCGUGUCAACGGUUGGCAUACCAACCAAUCGAUCUCCGAUGUAUUCUCAUACUUGGAGUCGGCAGCAGUAGAUAUCUAUACAACCUAUAUCAACAAUUACAACAAUGUAGUUCCUACACUCGAUGAGAUUAGAAAGGAUGAAAAGACAUCAGAGUUCCUUCUGGACAGUCGUGACAAACAUUGUAAGGGAAUCGAAAUAACUGGAUAUCUUAUCAUGCCAAUUCAGAGAAUGCCACGUUAUGUCUUGCUACUGGAAGAUCUACUCAAGCAUACUCCGCAGCAACACUUUGAGUAUGAGCCAAUCACCAACGCAGUCAAAACACUCAAGAAAGCAACGGUUGUUCUCAACGAACGUAAGCGUGAACACGAGAACAAGCACGCCAUUCAAGACAUCUACAUGAAACUAUCACCACCGGUGCCAGACAUAUUGGUACCGGGCAACAGUGUCAUCAAGCAAUCCAAGUUGAAACAAGACGGUGAGAAGUACUACUUCAUUCUCUUGAACAGUGGACUGCUCAAGACCGUCAAGGAUUCCAGUGAAUUGAUAGUGAAGGGAUACUUCCCGAUCAAAGAGAUCACCGCUACCUCCAUUCAGGAUUGUUCAUCGAUAAAGAUUGUCAAUGCAUUCCAAAUCAAGUUGGACGACCAAUUGAUGUUGUUGUUUGCCAAGACACCAGAGUUGAGACAAGAGUGGUUGGAAGGAAUCUCGCAGUACACUCGUGUAAUGACAGCACGUACCAAAUCGAUUGCACUCAUCAAUCAUGGCAAGAGAACAUCACUACAUGGUAGCAGCUCAUCGAAUCGAUCACCGAGUGUCAGUCAUGGCACUAGAUUGAGUGUAACUGGAUCACAACAACGACUCAGCUCCUCCAACCUUGGUCUUACAACACCAACACCACUCAACCAAUCAAGUGUAUCAAAUCUUUCAUCCUACAGUCAAUCUUCAUCAAAUUUAAAUGUUACAGUAAACAACAACAACAACAACAAUAAUAAUAAUAAUAAUAACAAUAAUAAUAAUUCAAGUUCAGGUAGUAAUUUAAGUAUACCAUCUAUAUCAAUAAAGAAAGAUUAG